Messenger RNA from Ornithorhynchus anatinus (platypus), 1070 nucleotides. Its product is annotated as dehydrogenase/reductase SDR family member 4-like. The coding region runs from base 80 to 913 and encodes 277 amino acids. Gene Ontology annotation, molecular function: carbonyl reductase (NADPH) activity. The transcript has 8 exons. NCBI's taxonomy places the organism in Eukaryota, Metazoa, Chordata, Mammalia, Monotremata, Ornithorhynchidae. The record is from RefSeq and is a predicted model, not a curated record.
GGCAGGGGGCGGGGCGGAGGCCGGGAGCUCCACCUCUGGAGUGGGUCAGAGUCGACGGCCCCCCCGCGGCCGGGAAGGCAUGCAACGGACCCUGCUGCGGGCGAGCUCUGCCCUCUGGAGGUCCGUCAGAAUGGGCAGCAGCAGGGCGGCCCCCCGGGACCUGCUGGCCAACAAAGUGGCCCUGGUCACGGCCUCCACAGACGGGAUCGGGUUGGCGGUGGCCCGGCGGCUGGGCCGGGACGGGGCGCACGUGGUGCUGAGCAGCCGCAAACAGAAGAACGUGGACCGGGCCGUGGCGGCGCUGCAGGCCGAGGGGCUCAGCGUGUCGGGCACCGUGUGCCACGUCGGGAAGGCCGAGGACCGGGAGCGGCUGGUGGCCACGGCCCUGGAGCGCUACGGGGGCAUCGACAUCCUGGUCUCCAACGCGGCUGUCAAUCCCUUCUUCGGGAACCUGCUCGAUGCCUCUGAGGAAGUGUGGGACAAGAUUCUGGAUAUUAACGUGAAGGCUACAGUCCUGCUGGUGAAGGCGGUGGUCCCCGAGAUGGAGAAACGGGGCGGUGGCUCCGUGAUCAUCGUAUCCUCCAUUGCAGCCUUCUCCCCCUUUCCUGCUCUGGGCCCUUAUAACGUCAGUAAAACGGCCCUGCUGGGCCUGACCAAGAACCUGGCCCUGGAGCUGGCCCCGAGGGGCAUCCGAGUGAACUGCCUGGCCCCGGGGCUCAUCAAGACCAACUUCAGCUCUGUGUUCUGGAAGGACCAAGCUGUAGAGGCUAGUAGCCAUCAAGCCUUGAAGAUCCAUAGGAUUGGAGAGCCGGAAGACUGCGCUGGCAUCGUGUCCUUCCUGUGCAGCCCGGAUGCCAGCUACAUCAUGGGCGAGACCGUGGUGGUGGGCGGAGGAUCCCCCUCGCGACUCUGACGGGGCCCAGCGGGGCCAUGGGCACCCGCGGGGCAAAGCGGGGCGGGACGACUGGGUCCUGGUCUUGGGACUUGGCCCUAGGCCCUCUUCUCUGCCCAGCCCACUGCUCCCGAAACCGUAGGAUGAAUAAAUUCUUACAGGUUGUGUAGUGGGCGGA